Molecule: messenger RNA, 1653 nt
Organism: Etheostoma cragini (Arkansas darter)
Lineage: Eukaryota; Metazoa; Chordata; Actinopteri; Perciformes; Percidae
Gene: cers2a
Product: ceramide synthase 2a
Exons: 11
Coding region: 420-1565 (381 amino acids)
Biological process (GO): ceramide biosynthetic process
Cellular component (GO): membrane
Molecular function (GO): sphingosine N-acyltransferase activity; DNA binding
Source: RefSeq, a predicted model, not a curated record
CCCGCCCCCUGGGUCCUCUCCUAAUAUACUACAAUAUCCGACCAAUUGAACUAACGUACCCGGCUAAACGGCAACAAGCCGAGUCCCACUUAGAUUACUUUGAACAGACUGAAAAGUGAAAAGCUAAACACUCUUGUCCCCGUUGGACCUGCUUGAAAGCACGGGUACAAAAAAGAGUUUUAGGGAGAAAGUGCGACACACUUUUUUUUGAGAAUGUGGCGAAGCUGAGGUAAGAGAUAAGAAAAAAACGCGGAUUGCUGCUCAUUAAACGAUCAAGAAGUUGGGAGUGUUUUUGAUGGCGAAAGCUACAUGAAAUUCCCUCCGCUACAACAGUAACAGAGGACGAGCAGCAGCUGCGGUGGAGAGGAGACAUUUUAGGACUAACGUUACCUGCCUGCACACAGCAAAGGGAAGCGAGGAUGUUGUCUCGACUGGGUGAGCUAAUAUGGGCAGACUGGAUUUGGUUUCCUGAAGGCCACGGCUGGGCUGAUCUGAAGGACCAUGAUGGCCUUGUUUUCCCUAAAACACAGGACCUCUGGGCUACUAUACCCAUUGCCCUCUGCUUUCUGGUCCUCAGACAGAUAUUUGAAAGGACGGUAGCGACACCUCUCGCCUCCCUGUUGGGCGUCAAUGACAAGCAGCGUGUUCGUGCUCGUCCAAAUCCUGUCCUGGAGUACUAUUUCUGCAGCACAUCAAAGCAUCCCACACAGACCUCCAUAGAGAGUUUAAGUAAACAGACGGGCUGUUCAGUGCGACAGGUCCAGAGGUGGUUCAGGCGGCGGAGAAACCAGGACCGACCCAGCAAGCUCAAAAAGUUUCAAGAAGCAAGUUGGAGAUUUACCUUUUACCUUCUUGCUUUCUUUGCUGGCCUGGCAGUCCUUAUUGACAAACCAUGGUUUUAUGAUAUGAAGCAGAUGUGGGAUGGCUUCCCGAAAAUGCCCCUUUUGCCUUCACAGUACUGGUACUACGUGAUUGAACUAGGCUUCUAUUUCUCGCUGCUUUUUAGCAUAGCAUGGGAUGUCAAACGUAAGGACUUCAAAGAGCAGAUAAUUCACCAUGUGGCCACCAUUUCCCUCAUCAGUUUCUCAUGGCUGGUCAACUACAUCCGGGCAGGGACUUUGAUCAUGUUAGUGCAUGAUGCCUCUGACUAUUUAAUGGAGUCAGCCAAAAUGUUCAACUAUGCAGGUUGGAGGAAAACCUGCAACUUCAUCUUCACCAUGUUUGCUGCCGUUUUCAUUGUCACUCGCCUCGUAAUCCUCCCCUUCUGGAUCAUAUACACGACGUGGGUGUACCCACUGACCCUGUACCCACCCUUCCUCGGCUUCUACUUCUUCAACGGGCUAAUGCUAGUGCUGCAGGCUCUGCACAUCUUCUGGGCUGUGCUCAUCUUGCGCAUGGUCAUCAAAUUCCUUCCAGGCAAUGACAUCGUCGAGGACGAGAGGAGCGAUAAAGAGGAGACCGAGUCAGAAGAUGACGACAGCAGUCGCGAGCAGAGGGAAAAGUUUAAAAAUGGCUAUGUGCAGAACGGCCACCCUCUCAACAACAACCACAAUAAGAAGGACUAAAUGGACUGUGAGAGCUGCAGAUGAGGAUGUGUGAGGAGUGACAAUGGGCCCUCACAUGUGGUCCUCACCUGAAAGCCAAAGAUGGGAG